AUGGUCGAGGGGAAAAGUGUUCAAGUUGACGUCGAGAAAGGACUUAAUCAAAUGCCUAAUGAUAGCAAUUCAACUAGCCCUGCAACUAUGCAGAAGAUGAAACCUGAUAUGGAUGAUUCUGGGAGAAGAACUGAAUCACCAACUCCAGAGAAGCCUGAGUCUGGAAGGGAGGAGAUUGUUGUCAGCUCAUUGGCAACUAAUUUACUUUCAGAGAGGUACAAGGACAGAUUAGCUGAGAAGCUGUUGGGAAAUGAGGAUGAAACAGACGAUGAAGAUGAUAAUGAAUUUGCUUUGCCUGAUGGCAGCCAAUCUCCAGUUUCAAAUGAACUUCUUGAGAAACACAAGAAUUUGCUUACUCUUUUCAACCGGAUGGAGAGUUCUAUAAGGUUGCUGCGCCUGAGGAAGAAGAUGACUACAUUUACCAACAUUGCAACCCAGGUGGAAGUACUCACUAAGAGAAAGUUCUUGUACUCUCAUUUGGCCCAGAUGAAGCAUUUAUUCCCAGAAGCAAUCCAGAUAAAUAGGAUACUCUUGCAUGAUCAGAAAAGCCUAUGCAUGUAUGCUGACAUGGAAAUUACACUUCUGAAGGACGCUGUGGAAUGUAGUAAUCCUCAAGAGUCUCCAGCCAUUGCAAUUUGUGAGGCUUUUCGCUCAAAGCUUUUAUGCUUCUUGGGAUCUCAUCAUAAGGAUAUCGAUGUUCCUGAGGCCACACUACCAGAACCCUUUAAUUUAAGGGAGGGGCUAUAUCUUGAUGCACUGCAUAAUGGCCAUUCUGCUGAAGGAGUUCUUGAAUUUUCCUCGGAAAAUGGAUUUUCAAAUGCUUCUCACUUCCCACAAUCUUUUCAAAAACUUAUGUCCCAGAAGAGUAUUACUAAAGUUACUGAAAAGACUCGACUACUUUCUGAUCCAGUAGAAGUGACCUCCCUGGGUGCUGAUGAUACCGGAGGUCCAGAUAGAAGCUCUAACAAGCAUGUCUCGGUUCCAGUCAGUACCAAUAUUUCUGAUACUCCAAGCCGCCGUUUGAUCUCUUUCUGUGAAAACAGUACACCAAAGCAAGGCAUCUCAAAUUCACCAUCGAUGGCUGAAACACCGGCAAUGCAGACACCAAAAAGGCCAUUGCCCACUCUAGUUGCGAAACAUGAAACCUCAAGUAGACCUGGCUCUGAACCACGAUCUACCAAUUCAGCCCGCAGAUCACUAAUAAUGUUCUCACCAUCAAAGUUUGAUGAAAGCCCUUCUGAUCAUGGUCCUGACACUUCAAAACUUGACAAGGAUGGGGUGACUUCAAAACUUGACAAGGAUGGGGUGACUUCUAUCACAGAACCUGAGGUUACAACUGGAAAAUGCCUUUUCCCAGAAGAAGCAUUUACUUUUACCGUGGAAAAUGAUAACAAAACCAAUCAAGUAUCCUCAAUGAAUUCCCAGGAAAAGCUAGAUUCUUUACGUGUCACAUUCGACAUAGUCUGUGGUAUCUCUGGAUCAACCAAGAAUUCACUAAUCACUAAACAGGAACUCUUUCACAAUAUUCUUGCUAAUAACUUGGAGAUAGAAGAGACAGGAGAGAUAGAAGAACAGUUGCAUAUCUUAGAAGAUCUCUCUCCUGAUUGGAUAUCAAAGGAGCUACGUGGUGGAGAAAUUCUUUACAGCAUUAAGCAAAUAACAGAUCAGAAGUCAGUUCGGGAAAGACUCACAGAAGUCAUUUGA
This is a messenger RNA of Triticum turgidum subsp. durum (durum wheat), 1704 nucleotides long. The record is from the annotation of a GenBank genome assembly. Lineage: Eukaryota; Viridiplantae; Streptophyta; Magnoliopsida; Poales; Poaceae.